CAAACAUGGAAUUUAUUCAGUCACUGGCAGGCGUUCAUAAGCGUAGUAGGAACCAGAGAACAGAUUUUGGAGGCAAAGGUGCUGAGAGGGGUGCAGUGAUGGGGAGGUUUGGAGGUGAGGAGGAAGGCAAGGUUUAUGGAAGGGAAGAGAGUAAAGAUGAGCAUGUUUGACCCAUAUGUCUUGUUGGUGGAUUUGAAAACAAAAUUGUCAGCCUACUUAAUAGUAAGGCAGAAGGUUUGGAGGAAUAUAAGCAAAAGUCACGAUAUAUAUUUGAACCUGCCCCAUGGUCGGACUAUACUGAAAAAAACUCUUAUUCUGCUAUUAUCUAUAUCAACAGCUGAGACUUUAUAAAGAUCACAUCUAUCAUGCUUUCAGAAUUAUCCAAAGAUGUCAUCAAAAUAGUUGAAGCCGAUGAUCUCACAUAUAAUACAGCACAUUGUCUGGCCGAACUAGAAUCAGAUGGAGCUUGUAUCCUGAAGAGAUGCAAACACAUCUUUCACAAGGAGUGCAUGAAGAGCUGGAUCAAACUCAAAAAUACCUGUCCUGUUUGAAGAGAUGAAAUCUACCAGAAAAGAGCUUUUGAGCAGUCAAACUCUUUCCAGGAUGAAUCGGGCUUGAUGACUCUAUCUUCAGCCCAUAUCAACCUCGAUUCAGAUACUUCAGAGAAUGUUAUGGAUGACUUCGAAGCAGAUUCAAAUGGAUUUAUGUUUCCUGUCAAUGAUGAUGAUGAUGAAAUUGAAGAAGUGAAGAAUCUUAGUGAUAUUGAUGAAAUGUCUGAAGAAAGUAGUGAAGAAGAGGCUGACAUUAAAAUUGAAAGAUUCUCAGCAACAAGUUCUUCAAACUCUUCUUCUCUACCCUCUUUGGAGGAGUUCAUCAUUCAAGGCAUAUCCUCCCCAAAAUCCUAGAUAUAAGAGUUUUUCUAGGUAUAAAAUGAGUUUUGACAU
This is a messenger RNA of Moneuplotes crassus, 944 nucleotides long. The record is from the annotation of a GenBank genome assembly. NCBI's taxonomy places the organism in Eukaryota, Ciliophora, Spirotrichea, Euplotida, Euplotidae.